This is a messenger RNA of Austrofundulus limnaeus, 2100 nucleotides long. RefSeq names its product thrombospondin-type laminin G domain and EAR repeat-containing protein. The transcript has 13 exons. Gene Ontology annotation, biological process: signal transduction. The record is from RefSeq and is a predicted model, not a curated record. NCBI's taxonomy places the organism in Eukaryota, Metazoa, Chordata, Actinopteri, Cyprinodontiformes, Rivulidae. The coding region runs from base 636 to 2039 and encodes 467 amino acids.
UCUUCUCAGACGCUGUAGAUUUAUUUCUCAUUUCCUUUUAUUCUGAAAAUCUCGUUUAUUUUGUUUUCUUCCUGUCUGCACACAGCUGUUGUUCCUCCUCACCUGUUGGUUAUUAUUAUUUCUCUGUUUGUUUCUUCGGAGCCCUGAUCCGGAGUCAGCCUGACCUACCUGUCCCAGGUGUUUAACAGGUAAAGAAGAGGCUCCGCCUCCCCUCACAAACCUGUGCUCCUCCCUGUCUUUUAUAUUUAAAUGUGGGGCGUGUGAACCCAGCUCCCUGCAGGUGAGUCUCUGCUCAGGUGGACUCACCUGAGAUCAGCUGCAGACACCUGGAGAGAGGAAGAGGAGGCAGGUGGAGCUCAGCAGCUGAGGAAGAAUCACAACAAUCAGAAGUAAACUGUAAACCCAGAUGGUUCUGUUUGAGUUCAGUCCUGUUUCUGGCUUUUAGGAUGUUAGGAACUGGACCUUCAGAUCCAUCCAGAACUUUUUAUCUGCAGCUCUUCCUGCUGGGUUCAGACUGAUCCAGAACCAGAGACAGUUGUUGAGGAAGAGGAGGAUUAUCUUCAUCUCACCUGGACCUCAUAAGAAGGACGACGCUCCGUGAUGCUUAGGGGAGGAGAAAAGAUCUCUGAGACGUGAUGUUGGCGUGUCGCCCUCUGCUGCUCGCCUGGAUUCUGCUCUCUGUGGUCCAGAGUCACACCUGGAGAGCCUGUACAGAUCUGCUGCCUCUCGACCUCCUGACUGUAGCCCUGCCACGCCCAGGACAAGCCCCGCCCACACAGGUGCAGAUGGUUCAGUCCAGAGGGUCCAGAGGUCUCAGACUGACCGGCGCCCCCCCAGCAGCUCUGAGUUUUUCUGCCUCUCAGAUUUUCACCAACUGUGAUGGUUUUCCUGCUGAGUUCUCGCUGGUCGCUACAGUCAAGGUCCAGAAACUGAGACCCAAGACCAGUGAGUUCCUGUUCUCUGUGGUGAAGGAGGUGUCUGGUUCUCUGCUGCUGGGGUUACGGAUCUCUGAGACCCGGGUCCAUCUCCAGACCAGGCUGCCUGGUCCUUGGAGCCGGCUCACCUUCAAAGACGUCCCAUUGGACAACAACAUGUGGCACACCCUGGUUCUGUCUGUCAGCGGGCAGUACGCUGCGCUGACCGUUGACUGUGGACUGCCUCUGGAGCUGAAACAGGUCCGGUCCUUCCCUAGCACUUUGAGCACCAGAGGGUCCAGGUUCUUCAUUGGCAGCGGGGGCCGUUGGAGGGGUCGCUUCUCCGGUCUGCUGCGACAGCUGGUUCUACUUCCGGGUUCAGACGCCUCACCCAGACUGUGUCCCACCUCUGAACCGGGUCUGGCUGAGCUGUCUGUCCCACAGGUCCUGAAGUCCACACCCCUGCAGCUGGACCAGCAGAGACCAGUUUACCCAUAUGAGGCUGAAGCCAGAGUCACUGCUGGGGACCGUCCUCGGUGUUCAGAACCAGAACUGGGUCAGCUGUGGUUGGACAGUCUGAGGAAAGGCCUGUCCAUCUGUGACGGUCUGAUGUGGAGGACACUGCUACAGAAAAAGGACCGUCUGGACUACCUGGAGGACUAUCAGGACCUGUACACGCUCUCUGAGACCUUCGAUGUGGAGAUCUUCUCCAUCCCGUCUGAAGGCCUCUUCAUGGCUGCAGCUAACAGGGACUCUGGACCCGGCUCAGCUAUCUACAGAUGGACCAACAGGUCCUUCCAGCUGUACCAGAACAUCAGCACCCAGCAGGCCCGGGCCUGGAAACACUUCACCAUCAAGAACAAGAACUUCCUGGUGGUCGCUGACAUCAGGAGGGCGGAGCCUGAGCUGUCAGUCAUCUACCGCUGGAACCAGCGGCUGCGGCGGUUCCUUCGGUACCAGACUCUGGAGACUCACGCAGCCCAGGACUGGGAGGCCUUUCAGAUCCAGAACCACAGCUUCCUGGUGGUGGCCAAUCACAGACGAGCCAGAGACUUCAGUCACAACAUCCACAGUGUCAUCUACAGAUGGAACCCUGAGACAAAGGGCUGUCCUCUGUGGUUCUGAUAAACCCAUGUUCCUGUGUCCCAGCUGUUUGAGGUGAACCAGACUCUGUCCACAUCUGGAG